Molecule: messenger RNA, 1504 nt
Organism: Hypoxylon trugodes
Lineage: Eukaryota; Fungi; Ascomycota; Sordariomycetes; Xylariales; Hypoxylaceae
Exons: 2
Coding region: 375-1169 (264 amino acids)
Source: RefSeq, a predicted model, not a curated record
GGUAGAUUUAAUUUCUAGGUAGACUUGUCUGGUAACCGAUUUACUUGCUAAAACUCCGAGUUCACCUUUCAUGGUCAUAAUCUACGUCAACCCAUAUUUUUUUCAUUGGUCAACCACCUAAAUAAAAAUUGACACCCUGUUCAACCUCUCCCUACCUAUUAUUCCUAAUUCCUCCCUUCUUCUGCCCCAGUUGUAAUUUAGUUACUCCGUACACUUUCCAGAUCUCACUUCCCACGAGUUCCGAACCCACGAGUUUUCUUCAACUCCUACCAUCUCUAAUCUAGGUAGAGAAUUACAAAUUCCACAACUUAUUAUUCUGUACAACUUCGAUCGAUUUAAGCUUUGAGAAUCAUAAAUAGCAAAAAGUUGCGAUCAUGGGCGCAAAAGCGGGCUUCGCCCUAAAAUUGGUGCAGUGGUUCUUUCGCGGUAUUCAGUUCUGCUGCAGUGCACUCAUCCUCGCCCUAUUCUCAUACUUCCUUGCGACCCUCACCAGCCGCCAUCUAACGAUACCAACAUGGACUCGUGCGGUUGAAGGUAUCUCUGGUGUUGGUGUACUCUACACAGUCCUCGGUCUUCUACUUUUGUGUUGUCUGGCUGGUCACCCUUUCACCUCAUUCAUCGCCAUUGUUUUGGAUAUCUGCUUCAUCGGCGGUUAUAUCUACGUUGCUAGUGCCAAUAGAGGAGGAGCUAGCAGCUGUACCGGCCAGGUCGACACCCCCUUCGGUACGGGUGAAGCAUCAGACCUGAUCGAUAACAAGCACCCGACGUACCGACAAGUUUGUCAGAUGCAGACAGCUUGCUUAGCCGUCUCGAUAGUAGCUAUCAUCUUCUUCGUCUUCUCCGCUCUCCUCGAAGUUGUGCUCGUCCGCCAACGCCGCAAGGAGCAAAGAUUUGGCCCCAGCCCAGCUAACAACUAUACGUCUGGAUACGCCAAGCGCCGGGGUCUAUUCGGUCUCUUCCGCCGCAAACAGACUGCUGACACCACAGACCCCAAUGUGUUACCUGAGCACACGCACCCAGACCAAAUGCGUCCAAGCUACAACACCGAGACUACUGCUGUCGGUCCUGAGCCCACGACGUACAGCAAGUACGGGUACGACGGUCAGACAGCUUACCCCGAGACUGGUACUGCUACCGCGCAUACCCAGCCGGCUGGAUACCGUUACUAAGCGCAGUUGAGUCUGCCAAUCAAUGAACGAGGAGGAGGCUUUUCAUGGAUGUAGGUCGAGUGUUGCCUCGAAAUGCAUGGAAAGGAAUUGUACGAGUCGGAUGUGAUACCCUGCAUAGGUUUGACAUGUGGAUGGUUGUCACUCUUUGCUUCAUCGGAAUCGGAAUGAGAUUGUCUGGAAUGGCUAGGGAUAAUGUGGCUUAAUGACACUUUCGAAUGAGGAUUACCGACCGUGAGGUCGUGUACAUAGGGACUAAUUGUGGCAUGAAUACUGGCUUUCUGGCUACCAAAGUGCUAUCAAAUGAGAUUAGUAAAUCAAAAAAGUAAAAUUGGGAA